AUGUAUCCGUACGUCCCCGCCCACGUGCCGGAGAGCGACGUGAAGGAGGUGCGCACCGUCUUUCUUGUACACAUGCCACCGCAGAUGAUGCUUACCGUCACGCACCCCGACGUGCAGCUCGUCGCGGCGCCGCUCUUUGACCUCUACGAGAACACGGCGAAGUACGGUCCGCUCAUCGCGUCCAUCCCGACGCUGCUCUCGCGCGUGAACAUAAAUUACUGCAAGUAG
Molecule: messenger RNA, 228 nt
Organism: Trypanosoma grayi
Lineage: Eukaryota; Euglenozoa; Kinetoplastea; Trypanosomatida; Trypanosomatidae
Product: cleavage and polyadenylation specificity factor subunit 5
Exons: 1
Coding region: 1-228 (75 amino acids)
Cellular component (GO): mRNA cleavage factor complex
Molecular function (GO): mRNA binding
Source: RefSeq, a predicted model, not a curated record